AUGAACAGAGGGCCAGAGGGUGGGAAGGGCGGCACCCCCAUCCACCAGAGGAGGCCUCUUGGCGUGGGAGCCGUGAGCUUGUGCCCACUGACCCCCUGCGACCUCUCCGCCCCGUUCCCCGGCGGGCCGGAGAAGUUUUGCCUCUUUCGUGGCAAGAAGUACAGCCCUGGAGAGAAUUGGCAUCCUUACCUGGAACCUCAGGGGCUCAUGUACUGCCUCCGCUGCACCUGCUCCGAGAACACCCACGUGAGCUGUUCCCAAAUCCACUGCCCGCCGAUCCACUGUGCCAGCCCCGUCAUGGAGCCCCAACGCUGCUGCCCACGCUGUGCAGACCCUCCCCAACCGUCCGGGCUGAGGGCACCGCUGAAGCUCUGCCAGUACAACGGGACAACCUACCAGCCCGGGGCCACCUUCUCCGAGCCCGAGGCCUUCCCGUCCCGCCAGUCCAACCAGUGUGCCCAGUGCACUUGCGCGGAAGGUCAGAUCUACUGUGCCUUGAUGACGUGUCCCGAGCCCGAGCCCGGUUGCUCCUCUCCGCUCCCGGGGCCCGGCUCCUGCUGCCCGGCCUGCCAAGACAGAGCGGGCGAGAAAUCGGCAGAGGAGGAGCCCAUGGAGUUGCCCAGAGGGGUGAGACGCCCCCAAGACCCGUGCCCACGUGAAGCAUCGGGCAGGAGGGCCCCGGGGUCCACCAGUCCCACGCCAGGCCUCGGCCCCCCACCCUUCAAGCAGAAAGGAGGGAGCACCACCGUCAGAAUCGUCUUGAAGGAGAAGCCCAAGAAAGCCUGUGCUUACAACGGGAGGACCUACUCCCACGGCGAGGUGUGGCACCCCGCCCUCCGCUCCUUCGGCUCUCUUCCCUGCAUCCUCUGCACCUGCCAGGAUGGCAGCCAGGCCUGCCAGAGGGUCACCUGCCCCCUGGAGUACCCCUGCAAGGACCCGGAGCGGGUGGAGGGCAAAUGCUGCAAAAUCUGCCCAGAGGACAAAGCGAAGCCGAAUGAGGAGGAGAGCAACUUCACCAAGUGCCUCAAGCGUCCCAGCCGGGUCCCGGCCCACGAGCUCCCGUCCGAAACUCCCGAGGUCCAGCCUCAGGUCUCUGCCGAGAGGGAGUCCGCGGAGGAGGUGGUGGAGGUCUUCGUCUGGAAGCUAGUGAAAGGAAUCUUCCACCUGAUGCAGAUCAAGAAAGGCAAGAAGGAAGAGUUCCAACAAGAGGACCAGAGCUCCUCGACACUUCCGCAGACGAAUGAAGGAAGCUCCGAUGUGGAAGGUGGUCAGCUCAGUUCCCAGCAGGAAUUCGGGACCAGUGGCAAACUUGGUGGGCAGAUCUUCUGCCGAACUGAUCCCCAGGAUGAAGUUCCCCACAGGCACUUCCUGAGGGUGAAAGCAGGGUGGUUAGCGUCCGAUGGUCAGUGUCGGGAGACCCAGCCAAAGGACGGAGCCUUCCCCGGGGCCCACCUCGGCCAGACAGCCCCCAAUAAGCCUCACAGCCGCUCAGGGGAUCCUGAUGACCCCCACCCCCAUCUUCCCCUCAGGAUCCCCAGGCCGAAGGCCCGCACAGGCAAUCACCGAGCAGGGAGCAGCGGAGCGCGGCUGUGGCAGCUGGCUCCGACCCUCCCUGAGGCUCCAAGAAUCACAAGAGGAAACACUGCCCACGGCGAUGCCCCGCGGGCCGGGCCGGACACAAUCGAGGCUCUCUUUGGGGCCAGCUCGGUAAACACCCACUGUGCCAAUCCACCCCCCGCCCACCUUCCAGCUCCCAGACCAAGGCCGCCAUCCCCUGUGGUGGACUACGGGGAGGUGCCUGCCUUCUGGGAAGAUCCAAAAUGA
Messenger RNA from Tachyglossus aculeatus (Australian echidna), 1824 nucleotides. It is a transcript of the gene CHRDL2, whose product is annotated as chordin like 2. The record is from RefSeq and is a predicted model, not a curated record. Lineage: Eukaryota; Metazoa; Chordata; Mammalia; Monotremata; Tachyglossidae. Gene Ontology annotation, molecular function: protein binding. The coding region runs from base 1 to 1824 and encodes 607 amino acids. The transcript has 14 exons.